Messenger RNA from Dendronephthya gigantea, 1716 nucleotides. RefSeq names its product caspase-8-like. The record is from RefSeq and is a predicted model, not a curated record. Gene Ontology annotation, biological process: apoptotic process; proteolysis. Gene Ontology annotation, cellular component: cytoplasm. The coding region runs from base 61 to 1509 and encodes 482 amino acids. The transcript has 4 exons. Lineage: Eukaryota; Metazoa; Cnidaria; Anthozoa; Malacalcyonacea; Nephtheidae.
CAUUGAUGAACUUCGCACACACAAAGUUCAUUAUUGUGUUGUUCACCAGUAUCUUGGAAUAUGGCUUCAGGAAGAUGGGAAACAAAAUUCAACAAUUUGUUCACAGAACUGGAACAUUCAUGGAAUUUAGAAGUAGCUAACGAUCCUGACAGAAAAACUGGGUGGUCAAGACUGCUCUACAAAGGACAGGCAACCUUCGAAUGCAGCAACGGCAAAUGCGAAAAUAAAUGGAAUUGUGUUAAUAGUGGUCUUGUAUUUUAUUAUCGAUUAUCUGGUUUUGGCAUUGAGCGACAUGGGGAGGUGAAGUUAUUCAUAGGAGGGCAAAAGUGCAUGCUAUGUAGCAAUGAUGUAUUUGAGUAUCCUGAAUGGCAGGAUUCAGAGAUAGAGUUUGCAAUUGCAAAAGUAUUGAAUGAAAUAAAACAGAAGGUUUAUGAUAUAAGCAGCAGUAAUCUCAGAAAUAUAGAAGAAGACACCGAAAAACAAGCAUUUUUAACUGGCUUCCAUCAAAAGUUUUUUGCACAUCUGUGUCAGUUGUGUUCCCUGGGAAUCUGCCAGAAUAUUGAAAGCGGUCCAAGUCAAUGUUAUCCUCUGGAGCGACCUCGUGGUUUCGCACUUAUAAUCAACGUUAAAUCAUUCUCUGGUACAACUGAGAAUGGGGUUGCUUUACAAGAACGAAAAGGUUCUGACAUUGAUGCAAAGAGAUUGAAAGAACUUUGGGAAAAACUUGGUUUCAUCGUGGAAUAUGAUGCCAUCAGUCGGAAGGCCCAUGAGAUUAGUACAAUCCUCCAGGACAUGGUAAAAAAUAUUGAUAGGCAAGAAAAUUCAAAAUGUUUUGUGUGUUGCAUCAUGACACAUGGUGAUAUGGGUAGGAUAUACGGUUCAGAUUCUAAGCAUCUUGAUAUAAAGGAUAUUAUUGACAUGUUUAAAGAGGUCAAGUGCAAAGCCUUAGCUGGAAAGCCAAAGAUCUUUUUCAUCCAAGCUUGUAGAGGUAGUAGAGUGCUUUCAAAUCGUUUUCUUCCUGAAACUACAGCAAGCAAGAAACCCUCAAUUAAUGAUGACACUACAUUUGGAUCAGAUCUGAGUGAUACUGCAACAUCUACUGCAAGUAGAGGUUGCGAAAUCAUGGGAUCACGUUCUACCACAAUACCCAAAAAAGUACAAUCACUGGCUAUCGAUGAUGGCAAUUACAAAGCAAUCGAUGAAGGUGAUUCACCUCUCCAUUAUAUUGAUUAUGAGGAUGAUCAAUUUCGCAAAUUUGCGGAUCCGAACGAGCCUCAUUUUCUGCUUGGAUAUUCAACAGCUCAAGGACACGUAAGUUUCCGAAGUACUCACGAGGGAACUUGGUACAUCAGUGCGUUGGUUGAAGUAUUCAGUAAAUACCACCAGUUCGAAGAUGUCUUAUCGAUGAUGAGCGAAGUUACCAAUAUUGUGUCAAAGAAAUACACCGAAUGUUAUCAAAAGCAAUGUCCUGCACCUAUAUCUACACUCGUUAAGAAAGUUUACCUUUAAGGGCUAUUCACAUAUAAGCCUCGUUACCCGAGAUUUUCUCCCAUGAUUUUAAAGUAUUAAAAAAUGUCUUUUUGAAACCAUGCAAACACAUGAUAUCGUUAGGAAGAUUCCACGAUUACCUCGAAGACCAUUUUAAGCUUCGUUAUAAUUCCCGCUAAUAGGGCUAAUGUAAAAGCUGAGGAAACAAUGAAUUUCCAGUGAGUUGAG